GCGCCCUAAGUUCAUAACCGCUCAAAUAAGCUUCAAGCCCUAUUUCCACCCACCACGUUAAGAGAGUGAAAAGGUUAUAAAUGAUAGAGAAAAUAUUAAAAAAAAUACCUAAAGUAAAAUCAACCAUUUAUUCAAGAAACUCGACUAUCCUCUUCCUGUAGUCUCGAUCAAUAAUCGAAAUCAACUAGCUACAUUGCACUGCCGCAUAAACAAUGGAUCUGCUGGGCUGGAUGAACUUUUUAAACCUUGCGAAACAUGCUUUGGGAAAUCAUGCUAACCAAAUACGUCACUAAAAUUAUCAAAUAGAACUUAUCUAAUUACAAAUAAAUGGAUCGUGGGAGAAGGCUGGACAAAUUCCUUGGUAUGCUGAACAAUAAGAUGUAUAUGGACCUCAGCCAAAUCAUAAGGGAACAUGCCCUUCCUUUCCUACCUGCAAAAUCACUUUUCAGGUUUCUCUGUGUGUGUAGAGACUGGAAACUUCAGAUAUCGACUCCAUUCUUUGCCCAUAAUCAGUCAAUUUGUUGUGGUUCGACCUUCGGUUUCUUUAGCCAAGUACCUGGAGAACUACCAUCAUUCAUCUCCGACGACCCAAUAGCUUGUGGUGUACCUGAUCCCUCUUUGAGAUUUUUGCCUGAACCAAUUGACAUUUUGUCUUCAUCCAAUGGGCUGCUUUGCUGCCAAUCUAAAACUGGGAAUAAAGCCUACUACAUUUGCAAUCCUGUUACCCAGCAGUGGAAGAAACUCCCAGAACCAAAUGCUGAUCAUGGGUUACAUCCUUCAGUCGUGCUCAUAUUUGAACCAUCCCUGCUCAACUUUGAGGUCGAUUACAAGCUUGUUUGUGCCUUUCCAUCUGCUGACUUUGACGAUGCCACUGAAUUUGAGAUAUACUCCUCCAAAGAAGGAUCCUGGAAAGUUUCCGGAGAGAUUUGUUUUACUUCAUAUUCCGUGGAAACAAAAUCAGGGGUUCAUGUGAAUGGGGUUGUUUACUGGAAAUCAAGGGGUCUUCUAGCUUAUGAUCUGACGAAAGAUAGAUCACAAAUGCUCCGAAGCUAUCAUUCAGAAAAUGGUGUUUUAGGAAUGAUGAAUGGAAAGCUUUGUUCAGCUCAUGCUAUUGGGCACUCGAUAAUGGUUCAAGUAUUGGCUAAUACCCACAGUAAUACUAUGCAAAUGGGCACCCGUGCCAGGAUGUGGGAAGAGAGAGACAGGGUAGUUCUUGACAAGAAAGUGAUUGGUGGGCUUGUAUCUGAACUGAAUGUGGUUGCUGCUGCUGGUAACAAGCUGUUGGUUCAGCAGCCCGGAAAUCUAUAUGUUUAUGACUUGCUCACAAAAGAAACUAAAGCACUGGGCAUGACAUCUACAGGUCGUGACACGAGAUACAUACCUUAUGUAAAUAGCCUUGUGUACCUUUAAUCUACUCUUGUUGCAACGUUCAAGUACUUCCUGAGUGAAGACACCUUUUAGCCUUGAAGAUAUCGACCUGCAGCAUUCAUAGCUCAAAUUUAUCAUCCCAAAUGAAUGCCCUAGGUUUAAUAUUGCUAUAUCGUAGUUUCUGAUUCAAAUAUGGAUUAAUGCUUUAUGUGGUUUUUUUCCUUUUCUUUUUCUUUUCUGUGUGUCUGGAACGAACUUACCUCGGGAAAGCAAAAUGCUGUUCUGAAUUUGGGCUUGGGUACUAAUUUGUAGAAAAUUUGAUCCAUUAAAGAUGCUUGUCCUCGUUCAUCUGCCUUUUA
Messenger RNA from Olea europaea var. sylvestris, 1727 nucleotides. Its product is annotated as F-box protein At5g49610-like. Bases 328 to 1410 code for a protein of 360 amino acids. The transcript has 3 exons. Gene Ontology annotation, molecular function: protein binding. Lineage: Eukaryota; Viridiplantae; Streptophyta; Magnoliopsida; Lamiales; Oleaceae. The record is from RefSeq and is a predicted model, not a curated record.